Molecule: messenger RNA, 3863 nt
Organism: Elgaria multicarinata webbii
Lineage: Eukaryota; Metazoa; Chordata; Lepidosauria; Squamata; Anguidae
Gene: ASB7
Product: ankyrin repeat and SOCS box containing 7
Exons: 6
Coding region: 333-1289 (318 amino acids)
Biological process (GO): intracellular signal transduction
Cellular component (GO): cytoplasm; nucleus
Molecular function (GO): protein binding
Source: RefSeq, a predicted model, not a curated record
CCACCUUUCCCACCUCGCCCCGUCAGCCACGGGGGAAGCGGCUGAGGCGCGGCGGCGGCGGCGGCUGGGCCGGGCCCUGAGGGGAGAGAGACGGAAAGACAGACAGGCUCAUGCCUCUGCAGAAGAAAUUUGCAAAUUUUGAAUGCAAAACAAAAGUCAAGAGGCGAAGAUGUAAUGGAAGAACCGAGCAUCCAGGUGAAGCAAUUUGCUUGAUGUGUUACACCUCCAAACCAAGUUAUGUAUAAUGAAAGUGGAAAGCAAAAAGUGACCUCUACGUAUAAGGUGACCAGUGAGACCUCAUGACCCUGCUUUAGGAGGCAGAUUCUGCGAGGAUGUUACAUCACCACUGCCGGAGGAACCCUGAGCUACAGGAAGAGUUGCAGAUCCAGGCUGCGGUGGCUGCUGGAGAUGUUCACACUGUGCGCAAGAUGUUAGAGCAAGGUUAUUCUCCAAAUGGUAGAGACGCCAACGGCUGGACCUUGCUCCACUUCUCAGCAGCAAGAGGGAAAGAAAGAUGCGUUCGUGUAUUCCUGGAACAUGGAGCUGAUCCCACAGUGAAAGACUUAAUUGGAGGCUUCACUGCUCUACAUUAUGCAGCCAUGCACGGCCGAGCCCGGAUUGCGCGCCUGAUGUUGGAGUCGGACUACCGCGUUGAUAUCAUUAAUGCGAAGAGUAACGAUGGCUGGACUCCACUGCAUGUGGCAGCUCAUUAUGGCAGAGACUCAUUUGUCCGACUUCUGCUGGAGUUCAAGGCUGAGGUUGAUCCACUCAGCGACAAAGGUACUACACCACUUCAGCUGGCCAUUAUCCGCGAAAGGUCCAGCUGUGUCAAAAUACUCCUCGAUCACAAUGCCAACAUCGACAUUCAAAAUGGCUUCCUGUUACGCUAUGCUGUGAUCAAAAGCAAUCAUUCUUAUUGCCGGAUGUUCCUUCAGAGAGGAGCUGAUACAAACUUGGGGCGCUUAGAAGAUGGGCAGACACCAUUGCACUUGUCUGCUCUUAGGGAUGAUGUACUCUGUGCACAGAUGUUAUACAACUAUGGUGCAGACACUAAUACAAGGAACUAUGAAGGACAGACUCCGCUGGCGGUUUCAAUAAGUAUUUCUGGAAGUAGCCGACCUUGUUUGGAUUUCCUGCAAGAAGUAACAAGACAGCCCCGGAACUUGCAAGAUCUAUGCCGAAUUAAAAUCCGCCAGUGUAUAGGCCUUCAAAACCUCAAACUACUUGAUGAACUACCAAUUGCCAAGGUCAUGAAAGACUACUUAAAACACAAAUUUGAUGACAUCUGACAUUUCUCAAAAGAUUGGGACAAUAAGCAAGAUUAGUUUAUAUUCCAGAUACCUUUCAAAGGCUGGUCACCUUGCACAACGUAUAUCCUAUGCAAUUUCUGAUUUUUUGUUUUUUCCGAGAAGUCAGAAGGCAGGUAUACAAUUCCUUUGGGCGGAGGGGUGUUUUAUACCAAAUGUUAGAAGGUCUUAAUUUUUUGAUUUCUUGGUCCAAGUUUACAAAAUCCAAGCUUUCUAUACAACUUUACACUUGUGGGUUUGGGUUUAAUUUUUUGCAAGGGAUGUUUUUGUUUUGUUUUUUAAGCAUCAUUUUUAAAAACUAAAACUUGCAACAUCUGAAUGAAGAAGGAACGUCACUUGUUCAAAGGAAGCCUUCCCCCCACCCUCACCCCCUGUAGCAUGUGUAAUACUGUGAGAUGGCUGAGUGAAUGCUAAACAAAAUAAAGGCAGGAGACAUAAGGGAGAAAUCCACCAGGUGCUGUUGUGUUCCUCUAUUCAUGGAGAAACCUAAGCAAUCCCUCUGAAAUGGGCGGGGGGUGGGGGCUGCAUGGCAACAGUGCUUGGUGAAUUAAACCCACUAGCACUGCUCCUGUACAAAGGACCAACAUGGGCACCACUUAUGCCCCGUAAAGUGUUCUGGCAAUUGAUUGGAUUCCAUAUGGACACAAUUUUCUGCCCGUACGGAGCUUUUCUCAGAAUCAUAGCUCAGGCUUGUAACUAGGGUGUUCGGAGUUUACUAUAAACAUGGCAACUCUUUGGAAACAUUGCCACCUUCAUUAUUAUUAUUAUCAUUAUUAUUUUUAAGUACAAGUUCGAUUUUUAACAUAAUUAUUGUAGUUCAGAUGUCCAUAUGUCUUAUCCCCCUUUGAUGCCAGUACAUGGAUUGCUGUUUGUAAUUAAGUUUUACACUGCUCAGAUGCCUCUGUGGUCUCUGUGUAUUUCUCUCUCUCUAAAAGCAUUAACAAAAAAACAAAUCUAAUUUCAAAGCAAACACAUCCUGUUUUUCAUAUAGUGCUUCACAUACAAUUUUUUUUUUCAAUUUAUAUUUUCUUCAUCCACAUGUGACUUUCACACAUUCCUACCCUGGCCUCAACAUGAUGUUUGUUACUAUUGGAAUUGCUGCUCUAUUAUUUUUUGUUAUCCCCUCCCAAAUUUCAAAGACAUCUAAUUUGAACUGUUGUGUCUCAUAUUUGACUUUCCCAUGCAAGAGGCCAAUUUGUGCUGUAAAGACCAGUUUCUGAGCUAGCAAUUUGUUUUUAAUCUUUUUAAAAGGGGCUCCGUAAUUUACUCUUAUGUUUUCAGCUUGGUUGAUAUUAAGGUUGGGUUGAUCCAAACUUCUACCUUGCUCAUAUGGACCAUGUGAAAUCCACUCUCUCUCUCAAAAAAAAAAAAAAAAUCCUGCAAAUGUCAAUUGAACACACAUACUCAUGCGCACACUCGCCUCUUGCCUACAGCAGAUCUGAGCAAAACUGACAUCUAAAGUUCUCAGAUCUGAAUGUGAACCCUGUGUAUACAAUUUACUUUCAGAGGUAUAUUGAAGCAUUAAUUAUUGAUCAUAACCAUCACAAAAUUCGCAUUGGUCCUGGCCCCUUUUGGUCUCUGAGAAUUACAACCUCACUCUAACGAGAGUUUCUCACUAGCAAGGAAAUAGUCAUCUGAGCAAACAUCUUGCAAAAGCCCAGUUUGUGCUUUUUAGCUUGAAACUGGUAUAUUAUUAUAUUGAUCACAUCGACUGCUAUGGGUAUUGUCGAUAAAGCCUGUUCAUUGACGGAUGUUGAGAUGAUCACAAAUUGGUUUCUGACAGUUGUCCUCUUUAUAUUUCAGUGGCUUUAUCAAGCUCUGCCAUGAUUUUGAGACCUGGAGCUUUUUUAUUCAAUCUCAAAUUUGACACAGAUUAUAUUAGGGGAAUACUGUUCUCUCUCGCUGAACUGUUGCCAGUUUUCAAGCACAGCCCUUCCCCUACUUUCUUGAAGGGCAAACAGGAGGCAGGUAAUUUGGGAUCAAUUCCACUUCUUAACUGAUAAUUCGUGAGAGCAGCAGUGGUACCCAUUUUCAUAAGCAUCACUCCUAUUGCUGUUAAGGGCCUACAAGGAACUAUGAUAGUAAGGAUGGCGUUUUGCUCUGUUAGCCCUCGGUUAAGCAAGCAAGCAACAGAUUCAUGACUCAGCAGCAUAAGGUAACGGACUAGUGGCUUUUUUCCCUUUCAUCAAGCAUCCCUUCUACUUAAGUAGUUGCCAGACGAAAGUGUGGUGUUUGCUGAAGAACAGUAAUUGAAUGGCCAACUAGUCCCUGUCCCCCCAUUAACUGUAGCCAUAGUCAAGUCAAGUGUGUGAUUUGCUAUAGUGAAUGCAAGGAUUUUACAUGCUUUGGAGAACAAGGCCCGUAUUUUCUAGUAGCUUAGCUACUGUUAAGUUUUGAUCCAAGAAAAGUUCAAAAAGCCCUCCAAUGGUCAAUCUUUUCUGAUUUUUAGGUUCUUUGGUAUCUAAGACCCCCAAACCAGAGGAAGUUAGUCGUGCUUACGUGUGGUGAGUUGACACAAUAGAGUUGAAGGUCGGAAUCAGUUUGGUUGACGUUCUU